AUGCCAAACACAUUAAACAAGUCGUCUUUGGAGGAAUUCGUAUGGAAGCCAGAUCUGUUCAAAGAUAAGGUUGCUUUCAUUACAGGUGGUGCAGGUUCAAUCUGUAGGGUCCAGGCUGAAUUGUUGGUUCUGCUAGGCGCAAAGGCCGCACUUAUUGGUAGAAAUGCCGAAAAAACCGAGAAGGCAGCUUUAGAAGUUGAUCAGCUUAGUCACGAGCCUGGGAGUGUUUUAGGCAUCGGUAAUGUCGAUGUUAGGAAUGUUCAGCAAUUGAAGGCUGCUAUAGACAAAACUGUGGAGCGGUUUGGGCGCAUUGACUAUGUUAUAGCAGGUGCGGCAGGCAAUUUCAUUGCUGAUAUGACGAAUCUAUCUGCAAAGGCUUUCAAAGCGGUUGUAGAUAUUGACUUGCUUGGUAGUUACAAUACCGUGAAGGCUGCACUUCCAGAACUGGUGAAGUCGAAGGGAUCGGUGAUUUUUGUAUCUGCAACUCUGCACUAUACCGGGACUCCAUUCCAAAUCCAUGUAUCUGCGGCAAAAGCAGGCGUUGACGCCCUAGCCCGUGCUCUAGCAGUCGAAUUGGGCCCUCUGGGAAUCCGGGUGAAUUGCAUUGCUCCGGGAAUAAUUGGUAACAGCGAGGGACUGUCCAGAUUGUCGUUUGGAACUAAACCUGAAGAAUACACCAAGAGGGUGCCACUACAACGGGUAGGUAGCACAAAGGACAUUGCCAAUGCUACUGUCUACCUGUUUUCGCAAGCUGCGGACUAUGUCACUGGUACUAUUGAAGUUGUAGACGGAGGUGCAUGGAACCUUGGGACUGUAAUGGGAUCGCUCCCUUACCCUGAUCUCCUACUUUCGCACCAGAAGAUAAAUUCUAAAUUGUGA
This is a messenger RNA of Eremothecium sinecaudum, 879 nucleotides long. It is a transcript of the gene SPS19, whose product is annotated as 2,4-dienoyl-CoA reductase (NADPH). Gene Ontology annotation, biological process: fatty acid catabolic process. The record is from RefSeq and is a predicted model, not a curated record. The transcript has a single exon. The coding region runs from base 1 to 879 and encodes 292 amino acids. Gene Ontology annotation, molecular function: 2,4-dienoyl-CoA reductase (NADPH) activity. NCBI's taxonomy places the organism in Eukaryota, Fungi, Ascomycota, Saccharomycetes, Saccharomycetales, Saccharomycetaceae.